This is a messenger RNA of Zychaea mexicana, 570 nucleotides long. Its product is annotated as kinase-like domain-containing protein. Gene Ontology annotation, biological process: protein phosphorylation. NCBI's taxonomy places the organism in Eukaryota, Fungi, Mucoromycota, Mucoromycetes, Mucorales, Lichtheimiaceae. The annotation marks the transcript as partial. The record is from RefSeq and is a predicted model, not a curated record. The transcript has 5 exons. Gene Ontology annotation, molecular function: ATP binding; protein kinase activity.
AUGCCGUAUUGUACAGGCGGGUCACUGCAACAAUAUGUGUUUGAGCACCACCUGACCAUAGGCCAGCUUGUUCAUAUAGUCCAAUCGAUCGCAUCUGGGUUAGCAGAAAUCCAUGGUCAUGGAUACAUCCAUCGGGAUAUUAAGUGUGACAAUAUUUUUCUGGUAGAAGAAACGAACCAGAUUGUCAUCGGUGACUUUGGGGUGGUAUCGAUUACUCCUGCUGCAGAUUCCAAUGUGGAAGAAGCUGGCGUUGUUUUAUUCUGGUCACCUGAACUCGUGCAGAAAAGAAUCGUAAACCGAAAAAUCGACAUCUGGGCCCUGGGUAUUGUAAUCCUUGAGAUCUUGAAUGGAGGCAAGGCGCCCUAUGAAGACGAAAAGUUGAAUGAAGAAGAGAUAAAGCAACGUAUCCUCGACAACGGCAAACCAGCGUAUCCAAGCGACCUUCCCUCUCGACUGGUAGAUUUGCUGGAUCAAUGCCUCAGUCCUGACCCUCGGGGCAGAGCUUCGGCUUCUGGUCUGCUUCAGCAUCCGUUCCUGUGCGAUUACGAUCCCGAGCCACUCUUCCCUGCG